CGCCGCGGGAGACGCCCGAGAGCUCUGUAGGCUCCGAAUGGCCGGAUGACUCGCGCGCUGCAUCAUGGAAGAUGGAGUCUACCAGAAAUCCGAGUCGGCUCGAACUUCCGACCAAGCUCACGUAUUUAUCUUGUGCACAGAGGCGGGGGAAGAGUAAAUGAAGAGCUGCCCCCAGAUUUCGUCAUAAAACUGCGACCAGACAGGCGGCGCCAUCUUCGAACUUGGACUUCCGGAAGGAGUUUGGUAAGGUUUGAUGAGAAAGAAAGGAGAGAGAAGGAAAGUGAGAAGGGGCAGCCAUUUUUGGGGGUGCUGAUGGAUACCUGCGGGGUCGGCUAUGUUGCCCUGGGGGAGGCCGGCCCCGUGGGGAGCAUGACUGUGGUAGACUCUCCUGAACAAGAAGUGCUAAACCAGCUUGAUGUCAAGGCCUCUUCUGAAAUGACCAGUGAGGAAGCUUCCAUAGAGGUGUCAUUACCCACCCCUUUGCCUGGAUUUGAGGAUUCUCCUGACGAGAGGAGGCUUCCUCCAGAGCAGGAAAGCCUCUCCAGGCUGGAGCAGCAAGAUCUUUCUUCAGAGAUGUCAAAGAUCUCAAAGCCUAGGGCCUCAAAGCCUGGCCGGAAGAAAAGUGGUAGGACACGAAAAGGCCCCAAAAGGCCCCAGAAGCCUAAUCCUCCACCAACCCCUCUGGUUCCUGGUCUUUUAGAUCAAUCCAACCCUCUAUCCACCCCCAUGCCUAAGAAACGAGGUCGAAAGUCCAAGGCAGAGCUGCUACUGCUGAAGUUAUCAAAAGGCCUAGAUCAGCCAGAGUCUCCACCUCCAAAGAGACCCCCUGAGGAUUUUGAGACCCCUUCUGGGGAACGACCCCGCCGAAGGGCUGCCCAAGUGGCACUUAUGUAUCUUCAGGAACUGGCUGAAGAGCUCUCCACAGCCCUGCCUGCUCCUCCAGUGACCUGUCCUGAAACCCCAAAGGUCAGCAGCCCCACCAAACCGAAGAAGAUUCGGCCACCGGCAGCCUGUCAAGGUGGAGAAGAAGAGGAAGAAGUUCCACAGGAUGAAGACUUUGUUCUCCAGGUGGAAGCUGAAGAUGGGGGAGAAAGUGAGGCCCCAAGUGAGAACUCAUCUGACCACGAGCCUGUAGUGCCCCGAAGCACGCCACGAGGAGGAUCCACUACUGUGAAGCAGAAGCCACACUGCCGAGGAAUGGCUCCAAAUGGCUUACCAAAUCACAUCAUGGCUCCAGUUUGGAAGUGCUUUCAUCUUACUAAGGACCUCCGAGACCAGAAGCAUUCCUACUGGGAGUUUGCUGAGUGGAUUCCUUUAGCCUGGAAGUGGAACUUGUUAUCUGAACUUGAGGCAGCUCCCUACCUGCCCCAGGAGGAGAAGUCUCCACUGUUUUCUGUACAGCGUGAAGGACUUCCUGAAGAUGGCACUCUCUACCGGAUUAACAGAUUUAGCUCAAUCACAGCACAUCCAGAGCGCUGGGAUGUGUCCUUCUUCACGGGAGGCCCUCUCUGGGCUCUGGACUGGUGCCCAGUGCCAGAGGGAGCAGAAGCCUCGCAGUAUAUCGCCCUUUUCUCCAGCCCUGACAUGAACGAGACACAUUCACUGAGCCAGCUUCAUUCAGGCCCUGGGCUGCUCCAGCUCUGGGGCCUUGGGACCUUGCAGCCAGAAAACUGUCCUGGCAACAGGGCCCACCUUGUCUAUGGGAUUGCUUGUGACCACGGCUGCAUCUGGGACCUCAAGUUCUGCCCCAGUGGAGCAUGGGAACUUCCAGGCACCCCUCGGAAGGCUCCUCUCUUGCCCCGUCUGGGUCUCUUGGCUCUUGCCUGCUCCGACGGGAAGGUGUUGAUAUUCAGUCUGCCCCAUCCGGAGGCCCUGCUGGCUGAGCAGCCUCCAGAUGCAAUGAAGCCAGCCAUCUAUAAGGUACAGACUGUGGCAACCCUGCAGGUGGGCUCAGUGCAAGCUGCAGACCCCUCUGAGUGUGGUCAGUGCCUUAGCCUGGCAUGGAUGCCAACCAGGCCCCAUCACCACCUUGCUGCUGGAUACUACAAUGGUAUGGUGGUUGUAUGGAACCUUCCCACCAACUCUCCCUUGCAGCGGAUACGACUCUCUGAUGGCUCCUUGAAGCUCUACCCCUUCCAAUGUUUCCUAGCCCAUGACCAGGCUGUGCGUUCCCUUCAGUGGUGCAAAGCCAAUGGUCAUUUUCUAGCCUCUGCGGGGAGCGACCGGAAAAUCAAAUUUUGGGACCUUCGUCGACCUUAUGAACCAAUAAACUCUGUCAAGCGCUUCUUGAGUACCGAGCUGGCCUGGCUGGUUCCCUACAAUGGUGUCACUGUGGCUCAGGACAACUGCUAUGCCUCUUACGGGCUCUGUGGAAUUCAUUAUAUUGAUGCUGGUUACCUUGGUUUCAAGGCCUACUUCACUGCUCCUCGAAAAGGCACUGUCUGGACUCUUUCAGGAUCUGAUUGGCUUGGAUCAGUAGCCGCAGGAGAUAUAUCCGGGGAGCUCAUUGCAGCUAUCUUGCCUGAUAUGGGUCUGAACCCAAUAAAUGUCAAGCGACCCGUAGAGCGAAGAUUCCCUAUAUAUAAAGCAGAUCUGAUGCCAUAUCAGGACAGUCCCGAAAGUCAUGAUCACUCUUCUGCUUCAUCUGGGACUCCCAACCCUCCCAAGGCUCGAACUUAUGCUGAAACCAUCAACCAUCACUACUUGCUCUUUCAAGACACAGAUUUGGGCUCAUUCCACGAUCUGGUCCAUAGAGAACCAAUGGUGCGCAUGGAAGAGGGAGAGGGGCAUUCGCAGCUCUGCCUGGACAGGCUGCAACUUGAGGCUAUUCAUAAGGUACGUUUCAGCCCAAACCUGGACUCCUAUGGAUGGCUGGUAUCUGGGGGGCAGUCUGGGCUGGUUCGAAUCCAUUUCGUCCGUGGACUCACCUCCCCACUGGGUCACCGUAUGCAGCUUGAAAGCCGAGCCCACUUCAAUGCUAUGUUCCAGACACCCUCCUCUGCUAAAGGGCCUGACUUCACUCCAACCAGCCAUUGCCUUCUACCCAGUCCCUAGUGUUGGUCCAGCAGGACCCUUGGAAUGAAGUCUGCCAAGAACAAAUGGCCCCCAUGCACAGAGCCAUAGGAACUGGGGCCUUCCUGGACAGUGAUGAUACCAGGCCUGAACCUUUUAAGCCUAUCUCCCCAGGACUCCUUAGAUCCCUCUCUUUCCACAGACUUCUAUGAUCACAGCCCCCUGCGGGCUAGGGGGCUCUCCCUCCAUAAACUCUCAAGGCUCCUAGCCUAAAACGAUGGCUCAUGAGAAACCCUCAGGCCUGACCUAGGCUUGGGAGUCCAACUGCUCAUAUUGAGCAUAUUGUUAAGUGGGUAAAGCUAAGUAAAGGUACUGGGUGUUUUUGAGACCACUUGUGAGUGGGUGUUUGGAGAACUGGAAAGAGUAUCUGCAUGAAGGCUCCAGUCUGACUAUUCCAGGAUGCAAUGUUACUGCCUUCCCAUACUUCCUCUUUAGAUUAACCAUCACACAGGCCCAAGAGGGGUGAUAGUAAUUUAUUGGACUGAAGCUGCUUAUAGUACUUUACCUGAGGAACACCACAAACACCCUACCAUUAGAAGAGUGGCUCAGAUCUUACUUGCUCCUGCUUAUGAAAUAUUCCCAGUCAUUGGUCAUCUGACCCUAUUUGAACACUCCCAAACAGUCAUGUUUUAAAAAAAAUCUUCCUUUAUAUCCUUUAUAUCAAGUCCGAGAGCAUACCUCUACAAAUUUUACUCAUGGUUGUUAGGAAAUCUAGUCAUUCUUCCCUGUGAUUGCCCUUUUAAGUAUUUAACAAUAGCUAUCAUGUGUUUUCCAAGUCUUCUCUAGAUUAAAUAUCUUCAGUUACUUUAAC
Tupaia belangeri chinensis (Chinese tree shrew) is the source of this 3883-nucleotide messenger RNA. It is a transcript of the gene GTF3C2, whose product is annotated as general transcription factor IIIC subunit 2. Gene Ontology annotation, biological process: transcription by RNA polymerase III. The record is from RefSeq and is a predicted model, not a curated record. Lineage: Eukaryota; Metazoa; Chordata; Mammalia; Scandentia; Tupaiidae. Gene Ontology annotation, molecular function: protein binding. Gene Ontology annotation, cellular component: transcription factor TFIIIC complex. The transcript has 20 exons. The coding region runs from base 46 to 3054 and encodes 1002 amino acids.